UGAUCGACAUUGGUGCAUGAUUAAAGAAAAUAGUUUAUAAGAAGUUAAUAGCACGUCAGUAAUUAACUGACGGUGUAUGCUAUAGGUUAGAUUUGCUGCCUCUUUAAUCUUCUCCUGCCUAUAGUGCCAUCAGUACCCAGUUAGUGUUUGUUGCCUACAACUAAAGAUGAGAUUGACAUAAACGCGAGCUAUAUAUAGCAGACGACGCAAGUUCAAAGAUCGCUUGAAAACCCCCACCAGCACCCCUCACUCCGCGGGUGCUUGCAAAGUUCCAGAAAGUCAGAGCGAAGAUGCCAGGAAUGCUAGACAAGGUGUUGAUAGGAACAGCAAGUGCUGCAGGUGUGGGAGUAGUUGCCUGGCAGACAAAAUUUCCUUGGAUCAAGUAUGAUAUUCAGCUUAUAAAGCUUGGGCAGCGUUUGAAUAAAAUGCGUCAAGAAGUCUUGAAUAGCUUCUUGAUUGACAAGUUUGAGUCCCAGGCAGACAAGCAGCCAAAGAAGGCAAUGCUCAUUUUUGAGGACUCUGUGUAUACUUACGAGUUUAUUGAGCUCCAAUCCAACCGUGUGGCCAAUGCAGUGCGAUGUCUUGGACUCGGCUUUGGGGACACAGUCGCCAUGAUGAUCCACAAUGAGCCAGCUUUUGUCUGGACAUUUUUGGGAUUGCAGAAACUGGGGAUCUCGGUGGCAUUCAUCAACUUCAAUCUACGCGCAAAACUCUUGGUACAUUCCAUAUUAGCAUCGGAUCCCAAAGCUAUCUUCAUUGGACCUGGGUUUGACCUGCUUCAUGCAGUCAGUGAUGUACUGGAUGACAUACAGGGUCUCCCCAUUUACAUCCAGGGGUGUACUGGACAUGAGGUGCCACUGGGAAUGAAUGAUUUUGGCUAUCUUAUGGGACAGUCUUUACCUGUGAGGACCGAUCGAAGUGUGAGAAAAGACAUGACCAUGGAGUCAAUUCUUUGCUAUAUCUAUACGUCAGGAACAACAGGUCUUCCAAAGCCAGCACUUAUCAGCCAAGGCAAGGGUUGUUUGGCAGCAAUUGCAUUGCAAACAGUCAAUCUUUCAGCAGAAGAUGUUGUGUACACAUGCCUUCCUUUGUACCAUAGUUCCGGUAGUGGCAUCGGAUUGUGGGGUGUUAUAGAGAGAGGGGCCACAAUGAUUUUGGUAAAAAAGUUCUCAGCGAAACAUUUCUGGCCUGACUGCCGGAAGCAUGGUGCCACAAUUAUUCAGUACAUUGGAGAGAUCUUAAGAUAUGUGUUAGCACAUCCUCCGAAUGAACUGGAUGGUGUCCACAAUGUUAGGGCAGCAAUAGGAAAUGGUCUUCGCAAGGACAUUUUCAUGGCAGUGCAGGAGCGAUUCAAAAUUCCCUUUAUCUGUGAAAUUUUUGGUGCAACAGAAGGUGUGACAAUAACUGUCAACAUUGCCAACAAACCUGGGGCCAUUGGACGGUUGUCCCCACUGUUGAGCAAAAUUGAUCCAGUCCCAAAAGCGUUGGUCAAGUUUGAUUAUGCCACAGCUCAGCCAAUUAGAGAUAAAAAUGGACAUUGCAUUAAGGUCAAAAUUGGUGAACCUGGUCUGUUUUUGAGCAAAAUUCCAGAUGAGAUGCGCCAAGCAAAAGAAACUUAUAAGGUCUACAAGACAUCGCAAGAAGCCAGUGAAAAGAAGCUUGUUAGAAAUGCUUUUGCUGAUGGUGAUUUAUAUUUUAACUUUGGGGAUGUGUUUUACCUAGACAAGGACUACUUCUUGUACUUUCAUGACAGAAUUGGUGACACAUUCAGGUGGAAAGGGGAAAAUGUAUCAACAACUGAGGUGGCAAAUAUUCUUUCUUUGCUUCCUUUCAUCAGUGAUGCUAAUGUGUAUGGUGUUCAAGUACCAGGUCAUGAUGGGCGUGCAGGAAUGGCUGCAAUCACUCUCAAAGAAGGCGAUAAAAUAACAGAGGCACAGCUGAAGCAACUAUACCGGCUAUGUGAAGAUGACCUGGCAAGCUAUGCUCGCCCUCUGUUCUUGCGCAUUUUAAGCCAGUCAGUGCUGACAAGCACUUUCAAACAACUAAAAAUUGACCUUGUGCAAGAAGGUUAUGAUUUAACAAAAGUCACUGACCCUCUAUACUACCGUAAUUCCUCAGCACAGACAUACAGCACAUUGACUGCUCAAGUGUUGCCUACAUUUCUACAGUCACGGCUCUGAACAUGAGUUCUUCAGCUUAAUACCUGUAUAGUAUAUUGUCUCUGGAGACAUGAACAAGAGGAACCACAAAAUUUGCUUUCUCUCUCUUUUUUAUAAUUUGAGAGAAACGGCAAGAGUUGAUGUUGAGAUUCUAAGGGUACCCCCACAACCAGAGGCAUUAAUGGAAUGUUCAUUGAUGAGGAUAAUAAUGACUUUAGGAAGAAAAUGCUCGAUGCUUUGUCACAGUUUGUUCACAUCAUUAUUAUGGUGAUUGCAUAAUGUAAUUUAAUUCGCACUGUGAGGGAAGGGGGAGGAAAUAAAGUACUCGGAGAAAACCACCUACUAACCGGUACCACAUACAGCGAAUGUCCAGAGGCAAGGUCUGAACCCAGGGCCUUUCUGCACAUGUGUGUUAGUGUGCACGCGUGAGAGAGAGAGAGAAUUUGUCCGUGAAGUUAUAACCUGAGUAAGGCUAAGCCAUUUGAAUUAGAAAAGUAGCUUAUGCACACAAUUUUAUUUAGCUGUUGAAAGUGGAUUUUUCUUGCUCAAACUUAUAUUUUUAAGACAAUGAUUUAUACGAAAGAUAUUUUAUUGCAUUCUAAAGAUUGGACUAAGUUUAUUUGUAACAAAUUUACUUUCCAGCAUUGUCGGUAGUCAGUGAAUUCAAUAUCAACUGUAAUCUGGACUGUGUGCAUAAAUUACAAAGCAGCAAAAUCAUAAAAA
Messenger RNA from Pomacea canaliculata, 2882 nucleotides. Its product is annotated as very long-chain acyl-CoA synthetase-like. Gene Ontology annotation, molecular function: long-chain fatty acid transmembrane transporter activity; long-chain fatty acid-CoA ligase activity. The transcript has 12 exons. The record is from RefSeq and is a predicted model, not a curated record. The coding region runs from base 291 to 2180 and encodes 629 amino acids. NCBI's taxonomy places the organism in Eukaryota, Metazoa, Mollusca, Gastropoda, Architaenioglossa, Ampullariidae.